AGUUUCUGCGAAUCUGCAAGUCUGCAAGAGAAUAUUUAACUUCAAUAAAUAAAAUAAUUCAUUUUCAGCCGUAAUAUCCUGCUCUGCUUACUUGAAUCUGAAGAUCUUGGCUUUUAUUGAUUUGAGAGACACGGUACCGACAUGUGACUGCCGUUACCGUUGUCGGGUGGUGUGCUGAACGGACGGAUACCUGAGAGCGCGGCCCGGCGGCCGGCCGUCGGCAGCCAUGAGCUGUCCGCGCUCUCGGCGUCAGCUGGCCUUCUGCUUGGCCAUGCUGCUGCUGCCCUUCUCGCUGAUCGUGCUGCUCAACCAGCCAGAUCCUUCGGACUGUACCGGCAGGGGUCUUCCGUCAGGGAGUGAUAAAACAGUGGACACCCGGCUGGAACGGACGCUGGUUCAGCAGCUGGCGGAGCUGCGCCAGCGCGUGCAGCACGCCGAGAUGACUAACAGGGAGCGACGGAAAGACGUGAUGGUGCUUAACAGACAGCUGGACACCUACGGCGCCGCCGCCGCUGUGAAAGCGCCGUCCCAGCAGCAGCAGCGGCAGCAGGAGGAGGGACCUCCAGUGCUACCUCCGUCGCAGCAGCAGCUGGCGCAGCUCGCGCCGCCACAUGAGCUGAACGACACGACGACCCCGCGAGGUCGGACGGUGCCCGGAGCGCUGCCAGCAGCUGUUUCCGGGGUGCCGCUCACUCAUCUGCAGGAGAUCAACAGCGAUAUGGAGGUGCCCGGUCUUCUCACCUACCUACCGCACCUGCUGGGCCGGCCCGACGCGCUGACACCGGCGCUACACGUCAGUCAGGGUCGGCGGGACGUGACUGUGGUCAUGGGACUGCCCACAGUCAAACGUGAGGUGCAAAACUACCUCAUAUCGACACUGAAAAACCUCAUCGACUCUAUGUCUGAGUCGGAGAGGCUGGAGACGCUCAUUGUUGUCUUCAUUGCCGAGACGGAUGCGGAGUACUGCAGCCGGACGGCACAGGAAAUCCAGGACAAGUUUCCGGCCGAGGUAAAGUCGGGUCUGGUGGACAUCAUCUCCCCGUCUGCCGAGUACUACCCGCCCCGGGACUCUCUGCGCCGCACACUGGACGAUCCGCUGGAGCGCGUCCAGUGGCGCACCAAGCAGAACCUCGACUUCGCCUUCCUGAUGAUGUACUGCCGGCCGCGCGGCGUGUUUUACGUCCAGUUGGAGGAUGACAUCAUGACCAAACCCGGUUAUGUAACAAAAAUGAAGGAAUUCGCUCUUCAAAAGAUCUCAGAAAAGAAAGACUGGCUUCUUCUGGACUUCUGUCAACUUGGUUUUAUAGGGAAACUAUUCAAGACCGUGGACCUGUUGCCUCUUAUUCAUUUUCUGGUGAUGUUCAACAACGACAAGCCCUCAGACUGGCUGCUGCUUAACCUCGUGCACACCAAGGUGUGCCGCUUCGACAAAAGUGCUAAGAAAUGUAAGGAGGAAAAGGACAAGGUUUGGCUGCAUUACAAACCGUCGCUGUUCCAGCACAUUGGUACCCACUCGUCGCUCAAGGGCAAGGUGCAGAAGCUAAAGGACAAGCAGUUUGGAAAGGUGAAGAUGUUCAAGGCGCAUAGCAACCCGCCGGCCAGGGUGGUCUGUGACAUAAAGCCACACAAGCAGUAUACUCUGGAGAGGGCGUACCGGGGAGAGACGUACUUCUGGGGACUGUUACCGCAGCCCGGGGACCACCUGGAGUUUCACCUCACGCCGCCGGUUACACUCACCGGCUUCAUGUUUCAGAGUGGCAAUGUGGAGCACCCCUCUGAUCGCUUCUACAACACCACUGUUGAGAUUGUGCCGGCGUUAGCCGACCACGAGCUACUUAAGCGGUACAAAACUACUUCAGACGGAUACGCAAUAAUUGGUCAGUUUGACGACCAGGGGGUGGCGGCCGGCUCGCUGGAUCCCAGGGGGCCGAUCCGCUCUCUGAGGCUCGCCGUCCAGGCAGAGAGCGACAACUGGGUCAUACUUAGUGAGAUUCACCUGAAGAGGAGCUAGUGACGCUGGAGCUCGGCGGAGCCGCCAACCCUCUGCUCAACUGCGCCAGCCGCCCCGCGCCGCGCCGCUCGAACAGUGCCUCGCGCGGCAGUGACGGUAUCGGGGACGGUGCGGAACCAGUGAUAGUGACUGCGUCCAAGGGCCGUCCCGGCGAGCCCAGUGAAUACACGUGCCUAUAGACGGGACGGGUGGGGGCAGUUCAGUACCUGCGGUGAGAGAAUACGUACCGGCCACACACCCGCGCGCGUUGUUGAGUGUUCGCCAGUUUAUUGGAAACGUUCUAACUAGUCGUUGGUUAACAGUACGAAGUAUUUAAGACUGCAAUAGACUCUAUAAUAGG
Molecule: messenger RNA, 2351 nt
Organism: Amphibalanus amphitrite
Lineage: Eukaryota; Metazoa; Arthropoda; Thecostraca; Balanomorpha; Balanidae
Product: alpha-1,3-mannosyl-glycoprotein 4-beta-N-acetylglucosaminyltransferase B-like
Biological process (GO): protein N-linked glycosylation
Cellular component (GO): endoplasmic reticulum-Golgi intermediate compartment; endoplasmic reticulum; Golgi stack
Molecular function (GO): acetylglucosaminyltransferase activity
Source: RefSeq, a predicted model, not a curated record